AUGUUCACCCUGCCAAAAAGAGAUUAUUAUUAUUCGUUAGUGCCGGAUAUCGGUUGGCCACAGGAUGAGCUACCUCCAAUGGCACCUCAGGACUCGAUACCAAAAAUUGUAAACUAUCUAUUUAGCCAUGUUGUUGUAAGUCAUCCUUUCUGUAAUAUUUGUUUUUUUAGGUAAUUCCAAAUAGAUUGGCGUUAAAGACCCUUGAAGGUAUGUGUAAGCGAAUUCAGAGCGAUGAACAGACCCGAGAUACUCAACUAAACAACCUGAUCAACCAUGUGACGUUGCAGAAUCGAUUGUCUUCGCCUUGUAUUAAUGUCCGAAAGACGCGAGAUGGACGGAUCCAGGUGAAUUGGAACGUUUCUGUAAGCUAUUUUACAGGUUGGAGGAGCCAAAUACCACAUGUCCACAGUUCUUAUCCGAUUAUUUUGUUAUCCAGGAGUGGAAAAAGAGAAUCUAAUAGAAAGCGAGGAACAUUCGAGAAUUCAAGGGACAAAUGUAAGAGAAUAGCGCGCAAUACAUACGAAUCAUAGUAUAUAUGCGUGAACCCCGAUCAUUAUUCCGUGAGAGAUUACAGCCAACCAGUCUACCCAGUCUCCGUAGAUUAUUCCAUCAAAAAACGUCCUCGAUUUCCUUGA
Bursaphelenchus xylophilus (pine wood nematode) is the source of this 635-nucleotide messenger RNA. Lineage: Eukaryota; Metazoa; Nematoda; Chromadorea; Rhabditida; Aphelenchoididae. The record is from the annotation of a GenBank genome assembly.